UUUUAUGAUUCACGGUAUUUACGACUUAAGUUUGUUUACUCUUCGAUUUCUUUUUUGUUCGAGUUUGGAGUUAAAUUAAUUAUGGAGCGUGAUUUUAAAACCCAUCCAAUGCAGUGGAGAGUAAUUAUUGAUUAUAUGGAAGAAAACCCUUCAUUAAUAAGGCCCAAAUUUGGGCACUCUGAUGGCGAUGCCAAUGCCAAUAAUCAGCUGUGGAAUCAGCUAGCCACUAAAUUAAAUGCGAUGGGUUUUGGUGUAAGAACCGUUGAGAAGUGGAAAGCGGCUGUAACUCGAUGGAAGUCAAAAGUUAAAAGCAAAGCUGCCCAACUAAGAAUCGAGGGAGAGAAGACUGGGGGUGGUCCCUCAAAAGCCAUUCCUUUAAAUGAUACGGAAGAGCGGCUAAUGGCCUUAUUAGGCUGGAGAGCUGCGACUGGGGACAAGAAUGUUGAGUUGGGAAUGCCACAACCGCAAACACCGCCAGCCACAGAAAGCUCAAUGUCAAUACCCCCCUUGACACCUAUUACCCCUGUCAGAGCUUCAUCAUCAUCAAUACGAGCAGCAGAGAAUAGGACUGCUGCUCCUGCUCCUAAAAGAAUACGGCAUUCGACAGAAAGAACAAGGAGGUUUGUGUCUCUCAAUAGGAUGCACACAGAGACACAGGAACAGAGUGCGCAACAUUAUAAAGAACUCUCAGAGACACUGAAACGGAUUGAGGCAAAUACCGAGCGCUUUGCCAGUGCAUUAGAAAGAGUUGCCAAUGUGCUGGAAACUAUUGUUCCUAAUGUUUCAGUACCAUAAUAAAAAAAACUAAAAAGAGUAUUAAAAAAAGACUUAUAUUAGAAAAGAAUGUUCCUAUUUUUGUUAUGAUUUAUACAAGGUGUCCGGUAAGUAAACGAUA
Molecule: messenger RNA, 895 nt
Organism: Sitophilus oryzae (rice weevil)
Lineage: Eukaryota; Metazoa; Arthropoda; Insecta; Coleoptera; Curculionidae
Exons: 4
Coding region: 82-795 (237 amino acids)
Cellular component (GO): nucleus
Source: RefSeq, a predicted model, not a curated record